AUGGCGGACGCUGGUCUCCAAUCGCAGGCCGACCCGUACGGCGAUACCCUAGAGACGCUGUGGGAGCGAUCGAAAAAGAAACUUCCGUUUUUGAACAAUGAUUCCAAAGAACCACAUGAUUCAAUCGACGUUGAUGACAGUGGUGAUAAAGCCAAAACAGCGCACGCAAGGCGGCGGGAUCAGGUCAGGAGAGCCCAACGUAAUCAUCGUGAGCGAAAGGAGAAAUACAUCAAGUCUCUAGAGCAAGAGUUACUCCGGCUUCGAGACGAAAGAGAAUCCGUUUCCAACGAUACCAAUCGAUUAACAUCGGAAAACAGCAUUCUCAGAGAGAUUAUGCUUGCACAUGGUAUUCUCAUGCCACAGACCAGACCGCGAGAUCGCCUGGCCACUGUCACCGUCGUUGGUGAGCCCGGGUUCGGCCAGAGACUGCAAGUUUCAAUCGGUGAUGGGCCCGAGAAGAUCCCCCCAGUAUACCCGGAAGGAUUUGGGGUAACACUCACACGCAAGGUCUUUAAUAAAGCAGCGCGUUUCUUCUCAUCAUCUGCUCCUGCCAACGAGUUCAGUAUAGAUGAUGAGCCUCGACCAGAGGAAUUCAACAGCGAACUUCAAAUACGUCCAAAGAACGAUCCAAACGGACAAGAAUCACAGCAAUACGUCCCACCACAGCCUCACCCGUAUCACUUUGACGCGACCCAGGUUGCAGUGGAUUUCGUUUUAUUUCUUGAGCGUUGCUGUUUGCGCCACCGUGUUCUUGGAAGACAGGGCUUUUCUGGCCAUGCGCUCACUCUCCAGGCGCCACUUCUACUUGGUAGCCCGCCAGUGCUGUAUCACCAAUCUACAUGGGAAAUCCCUGCCAGCGAGUUAGAAAGGCUGUUCGAGCUUGCAGGAGCGCUUAAUCUGGAUGGAGAAAUCACACCAGUACAGGCAUGGCGGCUCAUCAGUGAUCAUCCCAAGUUCUACAAGCUGGAUCCACAGGGUCUGCAGCGGAUAAGCGAAGAUUUGGUCAAAAACAUUCAAUGCUUUGGAUUUGGAGCUAUCCUGGACGAAAAAACGGCCAUCAAUAUUGUGGAGCAGGUAUACGCUUCACUCUAG
Arthroderma uncinatum is the source of this 1092-nucleotide messenger RNA. RefSeq lists its product as uncharacterized. NCBI's taxonomy places the organism in Eukaryota, Fungi, Ascomycota, Eurotiomycetes, Onygenales, Arthrodermataceae. Gene Ontology annotation, molecular function: transcription cis-regulatory region binding; DNA-binding transcription activator activity, RNA polymerase II-specific. The record is from RefSeq and is a predicted model, not a curated record. The transcript is spliced from 5 exons. Gene Ontology annotation, cellular component: RNA polymerase II transcription regulator complex. The coding region runs from base 1 to 1092 and encodes 363 amino acids.